Molecule: messenger RNA, 3297 nt
Organism: [Candida] anglica
Lineage: Eukaryota; Fungi; Ascomycota; Pichiomycetes; Serinales; Debaryomycetaceae
Source: the annotation of a GenBank genome assembly
AGAAUCUGUUGAUCCGUUAGUACUGUCAACUUCUCCAAGGAUAUACCAGAGAUGGGAGUUGAAGAUAUUACUGAACGUGAGACAGGAGGGUCGCCGCGUGGUUCUGGUGCCGAUGGAGAUGUGACCUUCGACAGGGCAGCACUGGGUCCUGGAUCUGAUCCAACCCCCAGUUCCCCCAUUGAUUCGUUAGCGGCUAAUGCAACUGGCUCCUCUGGUGCACAAAUUAACCCAGUAGGGGCUGGUUCGGAAACACCAGCGCUGCAAGGCGGUCCGAGACUUGUCCGCUCUCCACCGCAACAACAACUGCAACUGCAAGGCCGUAUGCGUAUUAGACAACAAAAAUUAAAAAUGACUUUUAUUGGAUAUGUCAUGGUAUUGGUGUUUUUUGGAUUACUUCAAUUUCUUGGAGUUUUAGUUUUCACUCAAGGAUUUUUACUUUCCAGAAAUGUGCUCCCUGAUAUUUCCGAAGUAACUAGUGCAACUGCCGAAUGUGCCACAUACGACAAAAUGGUCCUUUUGGUGAUUGAUGCACUUCGGUUUGACUUUGCAGUCCCCGUUGAAGACUCCCCUUGGCCCUAUCAUAAUGAAUUCCCUGUUUUGUACGAGAUGUCCCAGAAAUAUCCUGACCAUUCUGUUUUAUUGAAAUUUAUGGCUGAUCCACCUACAACAACGUUACAAAGACUCAAGGGAAUUACCACAGGAUCACUUCCAACGUUCAUUGAUGCAGGUUCAAACUUUGAUGGGGAUGCCAUUGAUGAGGAUAACUGGUUAUUGCAACUUCAUCGUGCUCAAAAGAGUGUGGCGUUCAUGGGUGAUGAUACAUGGAAGGCAUUAUUUCUGCAAUAUUUCAAUGAAGACUUGCAUUUCCCAUAUGAUUCAUUGAAUGUACAUGAUCUUCACACAGUUGAUAAUGGAGUAAUUGAACAUUUGUUCCCAUUGUUACAAAAAAAUCAAAUGGGGAAAUGGGAUGUCCUCAUUGGACAUUUUCUUGGUUUGGAUCAUGUAGGACAUAGAUUUGGACCAAACCAUCAACUGAUAAAGCAGAAACUUAAUCAAAUGGAUGACGUUGUAAGGAAAGUCAUGGACCAGAUUGAUGAUAAUACAUUACUUGUAGUGAUGGGAGAUCAUGGUAUGGAUAGCACAGGAAAUCAUGGUGGGGAUUCUCCAGAUGAAUUGGAAAGUACUCUUUUCAUGUAUAGUAAGAAGAAACAAUUUGGAAGAAUAAAGGGAGAUACGGUUGAUCCUUAUAGUAUUUCUAAUGUUGCCAAAAAUUAUAGACGUGUUAACCAAAUCGAUUUAGUUCCAACACUUUCACUUCUUUUGGGAGUACCAAUCCCAUUCAAUAAUUUGGGAUUCCCUAUUGAAGAAGCAUUCCAAGGUUCAAAAUGGCGUCAAGCAAUCAAACAAACAGUUGAACAAAUCCAAUUGUUUAGGAAAACUUCUAAUCUUGAUGAUGACGAAGAAGUUAAUACCAUGGCUUCAAAAUUGAAUGAAGGUUCAACAUCAUAUAACAAAGAUGCAGAAGAAUUCCAAGCUAAAUUCCUCGCACAAUGUAAAGAAAUGUGGGCUACUUUUGACCUUAAAUUAAUAACUAUUGGUAUACUUAUCCUUGUGGCGUCAUUAAGCUUUAUUGUUACAUACGCAAGACUUAUCCCAAGUGUUAGAGUGUCGACUAUGUCAUUCGAAUUCGCUGGGUCAGUUGUAGCGAUGGUUUUAUUGGGUUUGGUACUUCUGUUUCUGGUCUAUGUUGUAUUGAGACCUGUAGGGCUUAACUUCAAGCAAUGCGUGGCUAUUGGAUCAUCUAUCGGGAUCUUUGUUGGUCUUUGGGCACCCAUAAUGGACCGAUUCAGUGUCGCUUGGCUUUGGCAUCAACUCAAUGAUUUUUUCAUUUACAACUUCAAUGGGUGGUCUGUUAUGGCCAUUACGUUCAUCUUAUCUCAUUCUAUUAUUUUUGCAUCCAAUUCAUUUGUGGUUUGGGAAGAUAAGAUGAUUCUGUAUUUUAUUUCAACUUUUGGUUUCUAUACUUUGAUUCAAAGUUUAGUUUCAUUGGAGGAUAAAACACAGAAGAUAUUGGCAUUAUCACAUAGUAUCACCUUCCUUGUUCUUUCAAGAAUAAUAUCCACCAUAAAUUUAUGUCGGGAAGAACAACAGCCAUAUUGUCAAGCCACCUUCACUACCACUUGGUGGUCAGUUGCAUUAUUAUACGUGAGUGCAUUUGCACUUCCUGCCAUGUUAAAGGCAUUUUAUAGAUUGAGUGAUUCAUAUCAUUCUGCUGCACCUCUUUGGAUUGGAACUGGGUUAACCUUUUUAUUGUUCGCCAAUGCUAUUUAUUGGACUUUGGAAUAUAUUGGUAGCAAUAGUGAGAACAUAUCACUAGCAAUUGGUGGAUUAUUUGGAUUAAUCAAACAAAUUGAUGGAAAGGAAUUAGAAAGUAUUAUUUUGAAAGGGUUAGUUGCUAGUGAAGCACUCUUCCUGUCCUUGAAAUUGGCAAUCGCAAGAAUAUCAAUGUUUAUUACCCUUAUUCUUGCUAAUUAUAGUUGGUCAAGAGGCCCAUUAUGUGUUAAACUUGCUGAAGAAGCAGAUGAAGGAAACUUUUUUCAAAAGAAGGUUGUGAUUCUUGGAUUUCAAAAUGUUUAUGGGUCAUCAUACUUCCUUUUAUUACUUAACUUUGCAGUCCCAAUCAUGCUUGUCACUAAGCCACUUGGAGCAUUAUCACUUUGUAUGCUUCUAAUUCAAAUUAUGUCAUUGUUAGAGAUUUUUGACAUUUUACGACUUCGGAACAAUUUAAUUGCUCCAACCAUGUUUGGUAUGCUUGCAUAUCAACAUUACUUCAGUACUGGACACCAGGCUACUAUUCCAUCGAUCCAAUGGGAUGUGGGAUUCAUAACAACGGAGACUAUUACUUUCCCCUUUACACAUUUAAACAUUGUCCUCAAUACUUUUGGGUCCUUCAUCCUAGUAUGCGUAGCCGUUCCAUUGAUCACAUUAUGGAAACUUGCACCAUCUUCAAAGCCAAUCACCGUGCUUUCACAAAUUGUCGCAAACACAACAUCAUUAUUAGCAUAUCAAACAGUAGUAAGUGUGUCUAGUUUCAUCUUUGCAGCACAUUUUAGGCGACACUUGAUGGUGUGGAAGAUCUUUGCGCCACGUUUCAUGUUGAGUGGAAUUCUUUUACUCUUGAUGAAUGCAAUUUUGGUAUUUAUAACGAUUUUGUUUGCUACAGGUAAACUCAUGGCUCAGGUCAACCGGAUUUUUGGUAAGUAGUAUAUAUUAUAUAUAAUAGACAUGUGAUAAGUA